AUGUUCCAAAAUUUCCCGCAUGUGCUCCGUAAACGGAACUCAUGUCCAGCCACUGACUCAACCCCCGUUACAUGGGAUGCGCAAAAGGAGCUCAAGGAAAUUGAACGCGAUAAAGCUUCGGGCGUCACUGUGGAGCUUAAAAACAACUCAUUGCAACACUUGAUAGGCUAUGUGCCUGGUCCAAAGGACACGCCCUACGAGGGCGGUCUUUUCAAAGUUGACAUCAAACUGGAAAGCUCCUAUCCGUUCGUUCCGCCAAAAAUGACAUUUUUGACAAAGGUCUGGCACCCGAAUGUCAGCAGCCAGAGCGGGGCCAUCUGCCUGGACAUCCUUAAAGAGCAGUGGAGCCCUGCGCUGACCCUCAAGACGGCGCUGCUUUGCCUCCAGGCGCUGCUGGCUUCACCGCAGCCAGAUGACCCGCAGGACGCGGUAGUCGCCAAGCAGUACCUGAACGACUUCGAGACGUACAAAAAAACGGCCAGGUACUGGACCGAGGCGUUUGCCAACCCCAAAGCCGACGCGCCGGACGAGAAGGUGGAGCGCAUUGUGGAGAUGGGCUUUGACCGAGCAGCGGCCAUCCAAGCACUACAGCGGGCAGGCGGUGACGAAAAUGCGGCAUUAGAACAGCUACUGGGUGGUGUGUAG
Volvox carteri f. nagariensis is the source of this 645-nucleotide messenger RNA. RefSeq lists its product as uncharacterized. Bases 1 to 645 code for a protein of 214 amino acids. The transcript has 5 exons. NCBI's taxonomy places the organism in Eukaryota, Viridiplantae, Chlorophyta, Chlorophyceae, Chlamydomonadales, Volvocaceae. Gene Ontology annotation, molecular function: protein binding. The record is from RefSeq and is a predicted model, not a curated record.